This is a messenger RNA of Suillus plorans, 870 nucleotides long. RefSeq lists its product as uncharacterized. The coding region runs from base 182 to 697 and encodes 171 amino acids. The record is from RefSeq and is a predicted model, not a curated record. The transcript has a single exon. Lineage: Eukaryota; Fungi; Basidiomycota; Agaricomycetes; Boletales; Suillaceae.
UGGCGCAUGCCCAGUAACUCUCUCGUUUUAUCAACUCGCAGCUCAAUAUCUCUCAGCAAUAUCCAUGGUAAACUGUGAGAGGCCCUACGUUUCAUCAAAUUGACUGGUGUUAGUGCUUAUCGGCGUGAUAGUUGCGGAGCUCAAGCAGAAGGCAGGGAAGGCCAAAGAUGCGAGUGUCACAAUGAUGGUGAACACAAGGGACAAAUAUUCCAGUGUUCCCUCUUCAAAAACGAAUUGGGAUCCUAACUGGAAGCGUGCACCUCCACCUGCUCCAGCAGGAUCGUCGGGUAAUGGGCCUUCACCGCCUCCACUGCGAUCACGUCCAGAUGCUUCUGGAAGUACGAGAAGCUCUGUUGUUUCACCUCCUCCUCCCUCGGCUCACGGCUCACGGUCCGGUGCUCCUUCCUCACCAUCGUAUAGCCAUAUUUCUCCUCCACCCGCACGCGCUACGAGUUCUUACCGAUCGCAGAUGGCGGGAUCAGCAGAUCCAGUGAAUCACAUAGAUUGGGCGAAUUUGUCACAGGAAGACAAGGAUGAAUUUUUUAGUUGGCUGGACGAAUUUUUCUCUAGAUAUCUCGAUAUCGCUCUGCCUUCCGGGCGCUCAUCUGCAGGAAUGAAAGGAAGCACUGCGGUCACAGUACAGUCUGGACCUCCGGUGUGUAUCAGUAUGAUGACAUAUUUCAUGCCAGCUGACUGAGUUGAUUCUGCCGCACAGCCGGUUAAUCUCAAUUCACGACCGUCCUGGUGAAUGACCACCUUUAUUUGGUACUGCGCCUCCGUACUGUUUGUGAACCGCUCCCAUGGAAUCUUCGCCUGACUACUACAAGCGCUCAUAAUAAUCCGCAUUUAUGGAGCUCGAAAGAUUAAUGC